AUGUCCCACCUCGUGGUGCGCGGCCGGCGGAUCAACUGGACUCUGGUGCUGGUGCUGGGGUAUCUCUUUUACCUCCUCCUGGGGGCCAUGGUGUUCCAGCUGCUGGAGAAGCAGGCAGAGGCCCAGUCUCGGGACCAAUUCCAGCUGGAGAAACUCAAGUUCCUGCAGAACUACACAUGCUUGGACAAGCAAGCCCUGGAGCAGUUUGUGCAGGUCAUCCUGGAAGCAUGGGAGAAAGGGGUCAACCCAGAAGGAAAUUCUACCAACCCUAGCAACUGGGACUUCAGCAAUUCUUUCUUUUUUGCAGGAACCGUUGUCACAACUAUAGGUUACGGUAACUUGGCUCCCAGUACGGUGGCUGGGCAGGUGUUCUGUGUGUUUUAUGCCUUGUUUGGGGUGCCGCUUAACCUGGCCUUUCUCAAUCAGCUGGGGAAAGGACUCAAUGCACACCUGAUCACUCUGGAGAGAUGGGUGCACAAGCCAGGCCGUGCUCGGGUAGUGCAGACGCUGGCAUUGGCCCUUUUUCUGACCGCUGGGACCUUGCUAUUUCUAGUAUUCCCACCUAUGAUCUUCAGUUAUGUAGAAGGCUGGAGCUAUGGAGAAGGCUUCUACUUCACCUUCAUCACCCUCAGCACCAUUGGAUUUGGGGACUAUGUAGUAGGCACAGAUCCUAACAAGCACUACAUCUCGAUGUACAGGAGCCUGGCGGCAAUUUGGAUUGUUUUUGGCUUGGCCUGGCUCGCUCUGGUCUUUAACUUGGGAGCUGACCUGAUGGAAAAAUUCCUUCAGCUAAAGUGGCACAAGCCUGGCACAGCAGAAGAAGCCAUUACCAAGAUGGAAGAUGACCCUGAUCAACCCAGAAUCCACAUACCUAGCUGA
Molecule: messenger RNA, 879 nt
Organism: Dermochelys coriacea (leatherback sea turtle)
Lineage: Eukaryota; Metazoa; Chordata; Testudines; Dermochelyidae
Product: potassium channel subfamily K member 16-like
Exons: 5
Coding region: 1-879 (292 amino acids)
Biological process (GO): potassium ion transmembrane transport; stabilization of membrane potential
Cellular component (GO): membrane
Molecular function (GO): potassium ion leak channel activity
Source: RefSeq, a predicted model, not a curated record